Spodoptera exigua (beet armyworm) is the source of this 519-nucleotide messenger RNA. The record is from the annotation of a GenBank genome assembly. NCBI's taxonomy places the organism in Eukaryota, Metazoa, Arthropoda, Insecta, Lepidoptera, Noctuidae.
AUGGAAAAAUGCUACCGCUCUAAGCUUGGAAUAGUUUCCAAGGCCAAUUACACAUCUCUGAUCAGUUGCCAACGCCUUGGUUUUGAGAAGAAGGGCCUGGCAAUAAACUUUAGCCCUCGUGAAGCUUGGGCAGAUAGCAAUGAGACUGUAGACUAUACUUGUGAAGUCCUGAAGUGUGCUGAAGCAGAUGGCGGAUUGUCGAUGGUGAAUGACUCCAGAUAUGAUUACUAUAGUAUUUAUGCGAAGCCUAUUCCUCACGUUAACACCACAUGUGUACCAACCCUGGGCAUGUUCUUCGUCAUCACAAAGAGGCAAAACUACACACUAGGAUACCGUCAGUGCAAGAACGUCAGCGCUUUACCAGUCGACGUUACCAGCGAGCAACGUACUGAUGCAUUGGCUCAGCUCCUGGCGAGUUCCAGUUUAGAUAUGGCAUUUGUAGGCCUCAGGAGUAAAAAUGGAAGUGCUUUUAUUAGCGUAAAUGAAACUACAACGGAAUCACAAAGUGAUGACGAAUAA